Molecule: messenger RNA, 177 nt
Organism: Racocetra fulgida
Lineage: Eukaryota; Fungi; Glomeromycota; Glomeromycetes; Diversisporales; Gigasporaceae
Source: the annotation of a GenBank genome assembly
GUUCAUAUAACAUAAAAAUAAUGCUGGUUGAUGCUGCCGCCACAUUAUACUUCCUCGAUGAAAGCACGGAUGCUGAUUCUAUUAAAUUAUUGGAUUCAAUAAAGAAGAUUCCCGUGCUUGCUGAUACUCGUUUAAAAUCUAUUGAUUGCGAUGUCAACCCUUCCUUGCAAGAUCCAU